GCUGGUGAAUGACGUGGUACAUUUUGCCCUAGCAGCUCAAUUCCCCUUCAGUCACCCAAUGCUCUCCUCUCUUCCUUUCUGUCUCCUCUCAGCUCCUCUCAUCUCCUCUUAUCUCCGCUCAUCUCCUUAGUCUUCUCUUCUCUUCAGGUUUCACUGCUGCUUUUCUUAUGGAGAUUCUUCCUUUCUGUAGAGGACUUUUCCUCCUCGUAGCCUCUAUUUCUCUGGUCAGGCCCAGUCUGCUCGUGGACCAGCACACCAGUGGACACGCAGGCCGCUACCAGCCUGACCUGCAGCCAUCCCAGUCUGUACCGGACACAGGAACCUACCUCUUGGAAAGCACAAGCGGUAAACUCUGUUUAAAAGUCACGAUGGGCUUGGGUUACACUGUGAUCAUCAAGAAGAAGAGCUGGUACUACAACGUGGACCCCUCCAUGUUGCUGGUUUCUGGGCACUGUGGCACCAAUGCAGUGACCCUCUCACUCACACUCCCUAACAACUCUGCCAGCCUCCAGCUGACCUACUCUCUGGUGGACAGUGUCUCUUAUGUCUCCAAGCUGUCAGCGCACAUCUCCCCUCAGCCAGCCUGCAAUGGAUGUAGCAGUGGGACGUACCCCGGGGAGCUGAGCAACAUUAGUCUGUUCCAGGUCCCCCCCGGGGAGAGCUACCAGUGCUCCUCUCAGAUCCUGCUUGUGAUGACGGAGGAGCUGCAGGUCAGGCUGGUCCCCCUCAAGAUCCAGGCCUUCAAGGUCCCUGAUGGCGGGUACGGUCAAGAGGUGAUGUGCCCGGAGGACUACAACAGUGCCGUGAUUCCCACGAUCCUCUGGGCCACGGCCUUCGGCCUGCUGCUGAUCGCCGUGCUCAGCUACCUCCUCGUCAAGGACCGACGUAGGGCCGGCUACCAGCGGCUGUAACGCCUGCUGUGUGUGAACAGACACACAUGGACAUAAACACACACACACACACAUUCGCACACACACACACACACACACACACACACACACACACACACACACACACAC
Molecule: messenger RNA, 1019 nt
Organism: Gadus morhua (Atlantic cod)
Lineage: Eukaryota; Metazoa; Chordata; Actinopteri; Gadiformes; Gadidae
Gene: lamp3
Product: lysosomal associated membrane protein 3
Exons: 7
Coding region: 168-911 (247 amino acids)
Biological process (GO): establishment of protein localization to organelle
Cellular component (GO): late endosome membrane; plasma membrane; lysosomal membrane
Source: RefSeq, a predicted model, not a curated record